AGCUAACAGCUAGCAGCUAGCAGCAGCCUCCUUGAAGCAGCUGGCUAGCUCUAGCUGUACCGUUAGCUGUACAAGGUGCGGCACAGAACAACAGCAUCGCUAGCUAACAGCUAGUGCGGUUGACGUUUAUUUUUUUAAUCCUUGUUUUUUAGCAAAAGCCAACAUUGGAUGUAGAUUUUUUUAAACUGCGAUGUCUCAGUAGCUUAUUAGAUUGUCCGAAGUGUCAACGAGCAGCUCAACAGAAACAGGGUCACAGCAACAUCUUCAACGAAGCUAACUGUAGCUACCUGAUGCUAGGAGAGCUAGCGGGCUAGCUGUCACCAGAGUGUUAACCUGUAGACCUGCUUUACACUGAUUCUAUAAACAGCAGCGCUGCGAUGGCUGAUGUGGACAAGCUCAACAUAGACAGUAUCAUCCAACGUCUCCUAGAAGUCAGAGGGGCGAAGCCUGGUAAGAACGUGCAGCUGCAGGAGAUUGAGAUCCGUGGAUUGUGCCUGAAGUCCAGGGAGAUCUUUCUCAGUCAGCCCAUCCUUCUGGAGCUGGAGGCCCCUCUCAAGAUCUGUGGUGAUAUCCACGGGCAGUACUACGACCUGCUGAGGCUGUUUGAGUAUGGAGGCUUCCCUCCAGAAAGCAACUAUCUGUUUCUGGGGGACUACGUGGACAGGGGGAAGCAGUCUCUGGAAACCAUCUGCCUUCUGCUGGCCUACAAAAUCAAAUACCCAGAGAACUUCUUCCUGCUGAGGGGAAACCAUGAGUGUGCUUCAAUCAACAGAAUAUAUGGUUUCUAUGACGAAUGUAAAAGAAGGUACAACAUCAAACUGUGGAAGACCUUCACAGAUUGUUUUAACUGCCUCCCUAUUGCCGCCAUUGUUGAUGAGAAGAUCUUUUGCUGCCACGGAGGACUGUCACCUGACCUUCAGUCCAUGGAGCAGAUCAGACGCAUCAUGCGCCCCACUGAUGUGCCCGACCAGGGUCUGCUGUGUGAUCUGCUCUGGUCUGAUCCAGAUAAGGAUGUUCUGGGCUGGGGGGAGAACGACAGGGGCGUAUCAUUUACCUUUGGCUCAGAGGUGGUGGCCAAGUUCCUGCACAAGCAUGACCUGGACCUGAUCUGUCGUGCCCAUCAGGUUGUUGAGGAUGGCUAUGAGUUCUUCGCCAAGAGGCAGCUUGUCACUUUGUUCUCGGCGCCCAACUAUUGUGGAGAGUUUGACAACGCUGGUGCCAUGAUGAGUGUGGAUGAGACCCUCAUGUGCUCUUUUCAGAUUUUGAAACCAGCAGAGAAGAAGAAGCCCAAUGGCAGCCGUCCCGUGACCCCCCCCCGCAACAUGGUCACCAAGCAAGCCAAGAAAUGAGGGAGGGGGGAGGUACAGAUGGCCGCAGACUCACUCCUCUGUUCUGCUUUCGUCUUCUGCAUUCGAAGGAUUGGUUAUCCUUCAUGCUGCCAAUACUGAAAAGAUGUUUACUCCUAGCCGAUGAAAGCAGAAUAUUUCAUUGUUUUGUCCACAGGGGUAAAUUGAUAUGUCACCAUGACAACCUCAGGUGUUUUGCACUCCAUUUUGCAGCUAGUCUUUUUGCCACAUAUGACUGUUCAAUCAGGAAAAAUGUAACAGUACGGCUACGUAUGCACAGGAAUGCCUUGUUUGAAGCUGUGCACAACUUUUCCAGUUUCUUUCAUUUCUUAUCCAUUUGUCAUCUUUUCUCACUGUCAGUUAUGACUAUUAAUGACUAUGAAUGGCUAUUAAUGACUAUGAAUGGCUAUUAAUGGCUAUUAAUGGUUAUAAAACCAAUAGUCACAAACACCUGUUUACUUCUGUAAAACUUUAUUUACGGUCGGUGUCGCGGGACAUCGACUUCACUGCAUCAUCGCAUUUUUAAACAAGUCUUGUGCUAAAUGAAAUGAAUAAAGAGGCACUCUUGUAAUGUCUAAAUCUUUCUAAUAAACUUUGAGUGUAUUUUAGGGGGAGAAGUGGA
Messenger RNA from Sebastes umbrosus (honeycomb rockfish), 1968 nucleotides. RefSeq names its product serine/threonine-protein phosphatase PP1-gamma catalytic subunit A. The transcript is spliced from 7 exons. Gene Ontology annotation, molecular function: protein serine/threonine phosphatase activity. The coding region runs from base 378 to 1349 and encodes 323 amino acids. Gene Ontology annotation, cellular component: cytoplasm; nucleus. The record is from RefSeq and is a predicted model, not a curated record. Lineage: Eukaryota; Metazoa; Chordata; Actinopteri; Perciformes; Sebastidae.